AUGGAUCCUCCUGUAAUCUCUCCUCACAUCCAGAGCAGUGGAAUUCAAAACUAUUCUGGAAGCCAGGAUCCGACAUCGUCUGUCAGGCGGACCAUCGAGAAGGAGCUUGAGGGAAAAGUCCUCUAUGAUCAGCAAAUUGUUUUCGACACUCUUUUCAUGGGCAAGGUCAACGAUAAAUUUGUCAAUUCAUGUCUAUCCGCAUUCAAACAGAGUGAUCAAAUGCAAGAUGCUGUUCGAAGUCUCAAAUCUCUGGAGGGUGAGCGCAAGGAAGGUGCCCGCCACACCGGCCAAAGGAAACGUGAAAGGGACAUGUACCCUCAUUUGGAUCAUAUUUUCAAGUUUAUCACAACGUUCGACCGAGCCUCGGCAACCAUGACUCAGAAUGCUCGCAAGUUUCAUAUCUCUCUGAGUCCGAUUGCAGAUGGCGGUCACACUUUUGGGUUUCCGAAGGGACAGCCCGAUUUCAUUAUAGCAAAUGCAGAGGCCGGUUAUCCUAUUUGGAGAGAUGUAUCUGCGUUCGUAGAGGUCAAGGCUACGAAGAAGCAGGGACCGAAGCCGAUCAGAGCUAGAGAUGGAACGAUCCAAGAAAUCGUUGUGCAAGCAGCGGAUUAUGCGCGCCUGUUCUUGUCCGCUCGCCCGUUCAUGCUUUUUGCGGUGGCCCUCCUCAUAUCUGGAUCUGAGUUCUGCGUUGGGAUAUUCGAUCGUGGUGGUGUCAGGCUCUCUCCGGUGCUCGACAUGUGGGAGAAAUUGGUUACAUUUAUCAAAGUAAUCCGAUCCCUUUCUUGCGAUCUAACAGAGGUAGAGCUUGGACUGGAUCCGACAGUCUUUGAAGUCGAUCACCAAACCGCUACUGAUUUGUGGGUGGAUACAUCCUAUCCAACCUAUUUAGUUGGCCCUGUGGGAGACGAUGCCGAACAACGAACCUGGUGCACAAUUGAUGUCCCUCGGUGGAGUUCUCUUUCGUUCACAGGCCGCGGAACCAUGGUCUGGAAAGUUAGGGAGUACAUCAAGGAUAGGGAUAACAACAAGAACAGAUUGAAUGGGCCAGAGAUGAUUCUGAAGAAUUUCUGGCGUAGCAGCAAGCGCGACUCCGAAUCCAUAAUCUAUCAAUCUGUGCAGGGCGAGCAUCCCGGGUUGGCCAAAUUCCUCGCUGGAGGAGAUGUACGAGAUCCGCGACCUGUCUUGCGACAGAAGACAGUGACCAACCCGCCUGAUCAUGUUGCCAAAGGUAUUUUGGAUGAGAUCAUCUCUGUUCGCCACCUCCGUGGAGACGCCCUUGACGCUUCGGCACCGACUCCCGUUCUUCACCGCUUACUACUAAGUACUGUCGGUAGGCCGUUGUGGCAAUACUCGUCUGACAUCGAAUUGCUCAAGGGUAUGCGGGCGGCACUGGAAGGGCAUAGAUUCCUUUGCGAACAGGGCAUUCUACAUCGUGAUAUCAGCGCGGGUAAUAUCUUGCUGGCAGCAGGUUCCAGUGCCCCCCCUGGGUGUGAAGGCUUCAUCACGGACCUGGAAUUUGCGUGGACGGAGACAGUGAUUGGGCCUUCCAAUCUGUCUCCCGAAACGGCAUUAAGCGUUCCAGCGCAGCGUAGAGCUGCUAUCACUGGGACACUACAGUUCAUGGCUAUGCAUCUGUUAAAUUGCCUCAAACGUAAACAAAAAGAUGCAGUUCACACCGUUGAACACGACCUAGAAUCCUUUAUAUGGUCCAUGGUAUACGCCAUCUUACGGAAGCUGCUCACCGUACAAGAUGCUCCUUCACAUGAGAAGACGUUACUCACGACUAUGUUCCAAGACUCUUUUGGGAGACUGACCAUAGAUAAGAUUCUUAAAUCUCGGCGGGACCUCACACCCUUUGAUUUUCUUUCGGAUGACGUCCUGAACGAGGGAACGCUUCUUCGGCGCAACAUGUCCCGUGGGCUGUUUGAUUUCGUUCUUCAAGUUGGAACCUCUACGAUGCGACGAAGAUCGGACAUGCUCAAGUAUGGUAAACUCAACCCCACCCGGUUCCAUAAUGUUGAUCCCCUAAAUGUACGGGAUGGGCCUCUCAGUCAUACAUGGAUCAAUUCUGCCUUGACGGAGGUCAUUGAGGUUAUCGAGGCGGGUUCCCAGAAUUGGUAUCCUGUUGUCUGA
Messenger RNA from Heterobasidion irregulare TC 32-1, 2133 nucleotides. RefSeq lists its product as uncharacterized. The coding region runs from base 1 to 2133 and encodes 710 amino acids. Gene Ontology annotation, molecular function: ATP binding; protein kinase activity. Lineage: Eukaryota; Fungi; Basidiomycota; Agaricomycetes; Russulales; Bondarzewiaceae. Gene Ontology annotation, biological process: protein phosphorylation. The transcript has 4 exons. The record is from RefSeq and is a predicted model, not a curated record.